Diceros bicornis minor is the source of this 1319-nucleotide messenger RNA. RefSeq names its product acyl-CoA dehydrogenase long chain (gene ACADL). The record is from RefSeq and is a predicted model, not a curated record. Gene Ontology annotation, molecular function: acyl-CoA dehydrogenase activity; flavin adenine dinucleotide binding. NCBI's taxonomy places the organism in Eukaryota, Metazoa, Chordata, Mammalia, Perissodactyla, Rhinocerotidae.
AUGCACGCUCAACAGGCCACAUCAGGCCCUUUUGGAAAAACAGGUCAGUUUUAUUUCUACCGGAAAGAAAUUGGAACCAAGCAUUUCAAUUAUGGGAUAAGGUGUUCUCAUUCCGAAGGGGAGGAACAUCUAGAAACUCCUUCUGCUAAAAAAUUAACAGAUAUAGGAAUUAGAAGAAUCUUCUCUUCAGUGCAUGACAUUUUCCAGGAAAGUGUAAGGAAGUUUCUUCAAGAAGUAAUUCCUCAUCACGCAGAAGCACAUUCAUAUUGUAGAGGCCCAGGUUUUAGUCUUCAUUCACAUAUUGUCAUGCCCUAUAUUGUAGACUACAGCUCAGAAGAACUGAUUCAGCACUUCAUCCCCCAGAUGACGGCGGGCAAAUGUGUUGGUGCCAUAGCAACGACAGAGUCAGGGGCUGGAUGUGAUUUGCAAGGAGUGAGAACAAAUGCCAAAAAACAUGGAAGUGACUGGAUUCUCAGUGGGAGCAAGGUAUUCAUCACUAAUGGGUGGCUAAGUGGCUUUGUGAUGGUAGUGGCAGUCACAGAUAGUGAAGAUCACUCUCCCAUCCAUGGCUUUCGCCUUUUUCUGGUGGAAAAUGGAAUGAAAGGAUUUCUCAAGGGACGAAAGCUGCAUAAAAUGGGACUAAAAGCCCAGGAUACUGCAGAAUUAUUCUUUGAAGAUGUACGGUUGCCAGCUAGUGCCCUACUUGGAGAAGAGAAUAAAGGCUUCUAUUACCUCAUGCAGGAGCUUCCACAGGAAAGGCUAUUGGUUGCUGACUUGGGAAUUUCAGUCAGUGAAUUCACAUUUGAAGAAAUGAGGAACUACGUUAAACAAAGAACUUUUGGGAAAACAGUUGUGCAUAUACAGAUGGUGCAGCAUAAGCUAGCAGAAUUAAAAACACACAUUUGUGUAACCAGAGCUUUUGUGGACAGCUGUCUCCAGCUGUGUGAAGUGAAAUGUCUGGCCUCUGCUACUGCUUCCGUGGGGAAAUAUUGGGCAUCUGAGUUACAAAACAGCGUAGCUUAUGACUGACAGCUCCACGGAGGCUGGGGAUACAUGUCGGAGUUCCCAGUCGCAAAAGCUUAUGAGGAUGCCCCGGCUCAGCCAAUGUAUGGUACCAAUGAAAUAAUGAAGGAACUGAUUGCAAGAGAGAUCGUCAGGGACAAGUAGACGUCUGCCCACAUCCUGGAAUCCUAUUACAACUAAUCUGGUUUUAAAUCUACUCAAGAUAAAAUGCAACCUGGAAAGGGAGGAAACACUAAACAUGUUUUUGUAUGCUCUUUCUAUAGGGAAAGAAAUCAAAUGCAAACAGAAGAUUAACU